AAGAUGGCGGCGGCGCAGGAGGCGGACGGAGCCGGCAGCGCCGUGGUGGCGGCCAGGGGAGGCGGCUCCGGUCAGGUGACCAGCAAUGGCAGCGUCGGGAGGGACCCGCCAGCAGAGACCCAGCCCCAGAACCCGCCCCCCCAGCCAGCACCCAACGCCUGGCAGGUCAUCAAGGGGGUGCUGUUCAGGAUCUUCAUCAUCUGGGCCAUCAGCAGCUGGUUCCGCCGAGGGCCGGCACCUCAGGACCAGGCUGGUCCCGGAGGAGCCCCGCGCGUCGCCAGCCGCAACCUGUUCCCCAAGGACACGUUAAUGAACCUGCACGUGUACAUCUCGGAGCACGAGCACUUCACAGACUUCAAUGCCACGUCCGCCCUCUUCUGGGAGCAGCACGACCUCGUGUACGGCGACUGGACGAGCGGCGAGAACUCGGACGGCUGCUACGAGCACUUCGCUGAGCUCGACAUCCCGCAGAGCGUCCAGCAGAAUGGCUCCAUCUACAUCCACGUCUACUUCACCAAGAGUGGCUUCCACCCAGAUCCCCGGCAGAAGGCCCUGUACCGCCGCCUCGCCACGGUCCACAUGUCUCGGAUGAUUAACAAGUACAAGCGCAGGCGAUUUCAGAAAACCAAGAACCUGCUGACAGGAGAGACAGAAGCUGACCCCGAAAUGAUCAAGAGAGCUGAAGACUAUGGACCUGUGGAGGUGAUCUCCCACUGGCACCCCAACAUCACCAUCAACAUUGUGGAUGACCACACCCCGUGGGUGAAGGGCAGCGUGCCUCCGCCCCUGGACCAGUACGUGAAGUUUGAUGCUGUAAGCGGUGACUACUACCCCAUCAUCUACUUCAAUGACUACUGGAACCUGCAGAAGGACUACUACCCCAUCAACGAGAGCCUGGCCAGCCUGCCGCUGCGCGUCUCCUUCUGUCCGCUCUCGCUGUGGCGCUGGCAACUCUAUGCUGCCCAGAGUACCAAGUCGCCCUGGAACUUCCUGGGUGACGAGCUGUACGAACAGUCGGAUGAGGAGCAGGACUCGGUGAAGGUGGCCCUUCUGGAGACCAACCCCUAUCUGCUGGCACUCACCAUCAUCGUCUCCAUUGUGCACAGUGUCUUCGAGUUCCUGGCCUUCAAGAACGAUAUCCAGUUCUGGAACAGCCGGCAGUCUCUGGAGGGCCUGUCCGUGCGCUCCGUCUUCUUCGGCGUCUUCCAGUCGCUCGUGGUCCUCCUCUACAUCCUAGACAAUGAGACCAACUUCGUGGUCCAGGUCAGCGUCUUCAUCGGGGUCCUCAUCGACCUCUGGAAGAUCACCAAGGUCAUGGACGUCCGGCUGGACCGGGAGCACAGGGUCGCAGGGUUCUUGCCCCGCUUGACCUUCAAAGACAAGUCCACGUACAUUGAGUCUUCAACCAAAGUGUAUGACGACAUGGCGUUCCGGUACCUUUCCUGGAUCCUCUUCCCGCUCCUGGGCUGCUAUGCCGUCUACAGCCUGCUGUACCUGGAGCACAAGGGCUGGUACUCCUGGGUGCUCAGCAUGCUCUACGGCUUCCUGCUGACUUUCGGUUUCAUCACCAUGACGCCCCAGCUCUUCAUCAACUACAAGCUCAAGUCUGUGGCCCACCUGCCCUGGCGCAUGCUCACCUACAAGGCGCUUAACACUUUCAUUGACGACCUGUUCGCCUUCGUCAUCAAGAUGCCGGUGAUGUACCGGAUCGGCUGCCUGCGGGACGAUGUGGUCUUCUUCAUCUACCUCUACCAACGGUGGAUCUACCGCGUCGACCCCACCAGGGUGAAUGAGUUUGGCAUGAGUGGGGAGGACGUGACAGCAGCCGCCUCUGUGCCCGAAGCCCCCACAGCAGCCGGGGCCCUCUCCCCCGCGCCCACCACCGCUGCCACUGCUGCCGCCAGGGAGGAGGCCGCCACGUCCCUGCCUGCCCAGGGGCCCAGCUCCGCCCACGAGCCCCAGGAAGCCACCCCAAAGCCAGCAGAGGACAAGAAGAAAGAUUAGCUGGCUGGGUCCUUGGCUGCCCCGGCUCUGGUGACAGCACCCCGCCUCCCCGGCCUCCUUCACCUCCCCUCCCCGCGCCCUCUCCCUGGACAGAUGGGCCGGGGCCCAGCGUGUGAUGUGGGGGUCGGACAGGCCAGGGCUCGUUGUUUGUGGAGGCGCCGUCUGUCUGUCUGUUCUCUGUGUUUCCAGCCAUCUUGCCCUGCCAGCCCAGCACCAUUGGGAAUCAUGGUGAAGCCGUC
Molecule: messenger RNA, 2243 nt
Organism: Ochotona curzoniae (black-lipped pika)
Lineage: Eukaryota; Metazoa; Chordata; Mammalia; Lagomorpha; Ochotonidae
Gene: CLPTM1
Product: CLPTM1 regulator of GABA type A receptor forward trafficking
Exons: 14
Coding region: 4-2004 (666 amino acids)
Cellular component (GO): endomembrane system; membrane
Source: RefSeq, a predicted model, not a curated record